Molecule: messenger RNA, 3422 nt
Organism: Perognathus longimembris pacificus (Pacific pocket mouse)
Lineage: Eukaryota; Metazoa; Chordata; Mammalia; Rodentia; Heteromyidae
Gene: Chrd
Product: chordin
Exons: 22
Coding region: 14-3022 (1002 amino acids)
Biological process (GO): multicellular organism development
Molecular function (GO): protein binding
Source: RefSeq, a predicted model, not a curated record
UCCCGCGCGCGUCAUGCCGAGCCUCCCGGCCCCGCCGGCCCCGCGCCUGCUCCUCGGGCUGCUGCUGCUCGGCUCCCGGGCGGCCCGCGGCGCCGGCCCCGAGCCCCCCGCGCUGCCCAUCCGCUCCGAGAAGGAGCCGCUGCCGGUGCGGGGAGCGGCAGGCUGCUCCUUCGGCGGGAAGGUCUACGCCUUGGACGAGACGUGGCACCCCGACCUGGGGGAGCCCUUCGGGGUGAUGCGCUGCGUGCUGUGCGCCUGCGAGGCGCCCCCGUGGGGUCGCCGCGGGAGGGGCCCCGGCCGGGUGAGCUGCAAGAACGUCAGCCCCGAGUGCCCGCCGCCGGCCUGCGGGCAGCCGCUGCAGCUGCCGGGACACUGCUGCCAGACCUGCCCCCAGGAGCGCAGCGGUCCCGAGCCGCGGACGCCGGGCCUGCCCUUCGAGUAUCCCCGGGACCCGGAGCACCGCAGCUACAGCGACCGCGGGGCGCCCCGCGCCGAGGACCGGCCCCGCGCCGCCGCCGACGGCCACUCGGACUUCGUGGCGCUGCUGACCGGGCCGAGGUCGCGGGCCGUGGCUCGCGCCCGGGUCUCGCUGCUCCGCUCCAGCCUCCGCUUCUCCAUCUCCUACCAGCGACUGGAGCGCCCCAGCAGGGUCCGAUUCUCCGACCCCACCGGGACUGUCCUGUUUGAACACCCUGCAGCCCCCAUCCGCGAUGGCCUGAUCUGCGGGGUCUGGCGGGCUGUGCCUCGGUUGUCCCUGCGGUUCCUGAGGGCAGAACAGCUCCAUGUGGCGCUUGUGACGCCCACCCACCCUUCAGGGGAGGUCUGGGGUCCUCUCCUCCGCCACCGGGCCCUGGCUGCAGAGACAUUCAGUGCCAUCCUGACCCUGGAGGGCUCCCAGCAGGAGGGCACGGGCGGCAUCGCCUUGCUCACCCUCAGCGACGCCGAGGACUCCCUGCAUUUUCUACUGCUCUUCCGGGGGCUGCUGGGCCCCAGGACCGGGGCGCCGGCCCAGAUUCCCGUGAGGCUCCAGAUCCUGCACCAGGGGCAGCUGCUGCGAGAGCUCGAGGCCAACGUCUCGGCGCAGGAGCCGGGCUUCGCCGAGGUGCUGCCCCACUUGACAGCCCAGGAGAUGGACUGGCUGGGGCUCGGGGAGCUGCAGAUGGCCCUGGAGAGGGCGGGGGAGCCCGAGCUGCGCCUCAGCGGACACGUGGCUGCCAGACAGAGCUGCGAGGUCCUGCAGAGCGUCCUUUGCGGGGCGGAGGCCCUGGUCCCCGUCCAGACCGGCGCCGCUGGCUCUGCCAGCUUCACGCUGCUAGGCAACGGCUCCCUGAUCUACCAGGUAAGAGUCAGGGCUGGGGGCGGGGGGUGUGGGGGGGGGCGACAGGCCAGGGCCUUGGUGUGCAGGAGUUCAGGCCCUCCACCUUGGCUGCCACUCCCACAGACCCUUCUCGAACCCGCCACCCAGAUACAGGUCGUAGGGACCGGCAGCGAGGUGGUGGCCAUGACCCUGGAGACCAAGCCUCCGCGGAGGGACCAGCGCACUGUCCUGUGCCGCCUGGCUGGACUGCAGCCCGGAGGACGCACGGCUGCGGGCGUCUGCUCAGGGCUCGGUGCCCGCGGGGCUCACAUGUUGCUGCAGAACGAGCUGUUCCUGAACGUGGGCACCAAGGACUUCCCGGACGGAGAGCUGCGGGGCCACGUGGCGGCCCUGCCCUACAGCGGGCACAGUGCCCGCCACGACGCGUCGCCGGUGCCCCUGGCUGGAGCGCUGGUGCUGCCUCGAGUGCGGAGCCCGGCGGCGGGACACGCGUGGCUGUCCCUGGACGCGCACUGCCACUUACACUACGAAGUGCUGCUGGCCGGGCUCGGGGGCUCGGAGCAGGGCACCGUCACCGCUCACCUCCUGGGGCCGCCCGGGACCCCGGGACCCCGGCGGCUGCUCAGAGGGUUCUACGGCCCGGAGGCCCAGGGUGUGGUGAAGGAUCUGGAGCCCCAGCUGCUGGGGCACCUGGCCCAGGGCACGGCGUCCCUGCUGAUCGCCACCAAGGGCAGCCCCCGCGGGGAGCUCCGAGGGCAGGUGCACAUCGCCAACCAGUGCGAGGCGGGGGGCCUGCGCCUGGCGGCCGUCGGGGCAGCCGGGGCGCCGCGGGCUCGGGCGCCCGGGGCUCCGGACGCCGCGCUCCCGGCCUGGCCCGCGGGCCCCGCCCCGGAGGCAGCCGCGCCCGCCAAGCCCGGAGGCGUCGGGCGGCCCCGGGACCCCAACACGUGCUUCUUCGAGGGGCAGCAGCGCCCCCACGGGGCUCGCUGGGCGCCCCACUACGACCCGCUCUGCUCGCUCUGCACCUGCCAGAGACGCACGGUGAUCUGCGACCCGGUGGUGUGCCCCGCGCCCGGCUGCCCGCACCCCGUGCAGACGCACGGCCAGUGCUGCCCCGUGUGCCCUCAGAAACAAGACGGCAGGGACCUGCCAGGGCUGCCGAGGAGCCGGGACCCCGGAGAGGGCUGUUAUUUUGAUGGUGACCGGAGCUGGCGGGCUGCAGGUACCCGGUGGCACCCCGUCGUACCCCCCUUUGGCUUAAUUAAGUGUGCUGUCUGCACCUGCAAGGGGGGCACCGGAGAGGUGCACUGUGAGAAGGUGCAAUGUCCCCGGCUGGCCUGCGCCCAGCCCGUCCGCGCCAACCCCACCGACUGCUGCAAACAGUGUCCAGCAGUAGGGUCAGUGGCCCACCCCCAACUGGGGGACCCCAUGCAGGCUGAUGGGCCCCGGGGCUGCCGUUUUGCCGGGCAGUGGUUCCCGGAAAGCCAGAGCUGGCAUCCCUCAGUGCCCCCCUUUGGGGAGAUGAGCUGCAUCACCUGUCGAUGCGGGGCGGGGGUGCCCCACUGUGAGCGCAAGGACUGCUCCCCAGCACUGUCCUGUGGCUCGGGGAAGGAGGCUCGGUGCUGCUCCCACUGCACACCCCGACGGCCAGGACUGGAGACCAGGACGGUUCCACAGCCAGAGAAAGACGCGGAAGGCUCCUAGGGAGCAGCCGCCAGGCCUCACGACCAAGAGGAAGGAAGGGCCUGAGCUGGGGCAGGGCUGGCGCUGAGGACGCUGCGUCUUCCAGGGGGAAACUCUGCGCCUUGGGCCCCUCCGCUCCGCCUCUUCUCCCUUCCCCACUACCUCCGGGAAGCAGACCUUCACCAGGGCGGGGGCAGCCCCAGCAAGGCCAGGUCCGCUCCAGCUCUGCCCUGCUCCCCUCUGGCCCCUGCCCUGGAAGCCCAGCUCCUUUCAUUCUGUACAUAGUGUCACUGGCUUGUUGUGAUUUUUUAAUUUAUCCUCACUCAGCCCCAAGGGUCCCCUGACACCAUUCCUGCUGCCCCUGAGCUGAGCAGAGUCAUUAUUAGAGAUUUUUGUAUUUAUUAAAACUUUUUCUUUUGUC